AACUACACUUUAUUUCCACUUCUUCAUCAGCUGAGCAGACUGUGCAUUCAUGAGUCUGUGUGGGGCACAGUGUGGACAGUCUGUCCAGAGAGCAAAGGAAGUGGGCGGGGUGAUGACAAGAUUCUGAACAGGCGUACAGCGCGGUGUCGUCAUCAGGAGGAGCAGCAGUCGUCGGAGCGGCAGACACAGGUGAAGUGUCAGGUGUGUUUGCCGCAGUUACCUGCUCCUCAGCAUGUACUACAGACUAAACGGAGUGACGCAGCGGCUCACCGGAGCUCCCGCCGCCGCCUACAACCCGCAGGGUCUGCGCCCAAGUGUCCCACCUGUCAGUCCUCCUGUCGUCUUUGCGUCUCCAACCAAACUGGUGUCAGAAACAGGAAGUCAGGUGGAUUACCUAGGAGCCAACAGAAUCCACGAAAUGCAGAAAUUCUUCCAGAGGGCAGACGGGGUCCCGGUCCACCUGAAGAGGGGUCUAAUAGACAAGCUGCUGUACCGGACCACCAUGAGUUUGACUGUUGGGGGGGUCGUCUACUGCCUUGUAGCGCUCUACAUUGCCGCCCAGCCUAGCAACAAGUGAUGCGGCAGAGCUUCUGCGCUCUGAUUGGACCAGAGGUUUGCUGUGUAUGUUCAGUGUGAUGGAUGACGAGGCAUUCAGGGACGUGUGGAUGUUCCUUAUGAGGUGUUCAGGGACAGUGUGAAUGAAUGAAUAAUAAAGUUUAUUUUGUUG
Molecule: messenger RNA, 727 nt
Organism: Toxotes jaculatrix (banded archerfish)
Lineage: Eukaryota; Metazoa; Chordata; Actinopteri; Toxotidae
Product: cytochrome c oxidase subunit 7A-related protein, mitochondrial-like
Exons: 4
Coding region: 233-577 (114 amino acids)
Biological process (GO): mitochondrial respirasome assembly; mitochondrial electron transport, cytochrome c to oxygen; regulation of oxidative phosphorylation
Source: RefSeq, a predicted model, not a curated record